Dreissena polymorpha is the source of this 8685-nucleotide messenger RNA. RefSeq lists its product as uncharacterized. Gene Ontology annotation, molecular function: protein binding; zinc ion binding. The transcript is spliced from 24 exons. NCBI's taxonomy places the organism in Eukaryota, Metazoa, Mollusca, Bivalvia, Myida, Dreissenidae. The record is from RefSeq and is a predicted model, not a curated record. Bases 89 to 3886 code for a protein of 1265 amino acids.
AGUAAUACGUUUCGAUUUAACAACACAAUAUGGCCGACCAUUGAAAAAGCUGUUGUGAAACUUCGACGCAGAAACAAAAUACAGAAAAAUGAGCGAUCGGUCGGAAUCUUUGCACUUGUUUGUGUGCUAUAACACAGAUGAAGAUUUCGUUGACAAGAUUUUGGUGCCAUACGAUACAGUAUGGUCAGAUUUGGAGGAGAUGUUUAAAGCCAGACUUGACUGUCCCAGGGUGGCAGUGAGCUAUGUGGAUAUUGACAGUGAUGAGAUUUCGCUUGGAAGCCAAGAGGAAUUGUUUGAGGCAUUUAGGGUUGCGAUGCAGUGUGGACACAAGCUGAGUGUCAAAGUGAUGCCGUUAGCCGCGGAGACAGCCGUGUUCCGGAUGGCGGACAUCGACGAUCACGGUGAUCCCCCAGAACAAAGUAUGGACAGGCUGGAUGAGCCCCUAGAUCUCCGCGAAAUCUGCCCUGACCCUCACACGGCUAUUCCGAUGGGAGAUGUGGAGCGGAAAAAAGAAGAGGCGCCUGUUGCUCCGCUAGCUAAGGAAACCGAUGUGGACAAGUUAGAGGGCAGUGUGGUUGAAGGUGCGAUCGUGUUCCCAGACGCUGAUAUGAAGCUGUCAGUGAAGAAAUAUGGCUGUGAAUGGGAGCCUGUUGCUGGGUCAGUUUAUGAACGCCAAUCUAGCUCAGAAGGUGCACGCCAGGAUCAACUUCUACAGUACAGUGACUUUGUGGAGUUCAUGACAAAGCUAAAGAAAGACCUGAGAUCAGAAAUUGUGCGUGAUGUCACGAGGAAGACUGUAAAGCAGGUCCUAAAGGGACUUGAUGGGGCCGUGAUUGAAUCCCUUCAGGGGUCAGGGACCUUGGGGUCAAGUUGUGGGGUCGCUGGUGGUCAAGGUGACACAAAGGUCAUGGGGUUGGCAGCGGAAAAAUUCCCAGAUGAGCACGUGGUGUAUGCACAUGACGGAGUGAUAUGUGAUGGGUGCAACAAUCCGAUCGUGGGACCACGCUACAAAUGCGGGAACUGCCUCGACUUUGACCUGUGCGAAGUCUGCGAGAGCAAGUCUGGUCUGCACAAUCCCGAACACGUGUUUGUAAAGAUCCGUCGUCCAUGCCCGAGAGUGGGAAUGGUUGACGGAGUGCGGCGGCCUCUACUGAGAGGAUCCAUCUACCGGACCCACCGUCGCUGCAACCUCCUGGUGCCAAUACUAGGGGAGGGGGUCGAGGAUCAGAAUGAGGCGAAUAACCUCCUUGAAAGCAAACUGAAGUGCAGAUAUUCACAGAAGAUCGAGAAGAAGAAGAGAAAGUCAGAGAAGAAUAUUGAGAAAGUGAAACGCAAGGCCGAGAAACUGAACAGGAAGCUGGAGUCCCUCGCUGACUCACCUUCCAAACGUGAAAGGUUGGACCUUCUUGACGCGGUCACCUAUGACUUCUACAAGGUUCUUAUGGGCGCCCAGUUGCUUUCUGACCUGACAGUUCCUGCGCGUACAGAAAUGCAGUCGGGGACAAAGUUUGUUAAAACCUGGUGGGUGAAGAACAGUGGAGAUGGACAGUGGACAUGUGGUACUAAGUUGAAGCUUCUAACGGGAAACAUUCCCACUCCAUCAGCUGUUGUUGACGUGCCCCAUCUCCUGCCCGGUGAAGAGGGGGCGAUCUGCGUGGACUUUGUCAGCCCCUCUCAGUCAGGUGAAUACGAGAGCGUUUGGAGGUUCCAUGAGAACAGCAUGCCGUUUGGUUCCACCAUUUCCUGUAUGAUCAUAGUUGUGCCCAGAGAGAUACUGGAACCGACAAAAGAGGAAGUGGACUCGCUUCGAGUCGUCAUGACAACAUCACAGAAAUCAGAACCCGAAAUGAAACCUGGUUUGGCUGAAAGAAUCGAAAUAAAACUGACGCCUGAAACUGAAGAAGAACACCUGAGGGAAGUCUUUGUUCGACGGGAACCAGUCAAAAGAGGUACAUCAAUGGAUUCAGUCCGACAGGAAGUUGAAAUUGAAGAACCAGUCCAACAGGAAGUUGAAGAGCAAGUGGAUCAGAAAGAGGAAGACACUGUUCAAGAUGAGAACAAAGAAACCAAUGCAGGUGAUCCAGACAGUGACAGUGAUGAAGGAUUCGUACUGUACGCUUGCCACGGGGAUAAAGAAGAUGAUGUUGUGGAAGUCGAGAAAAAGGCUGAACCCAGCAUCACUGAUGAUCUGACACUGGCUGUGGCCCAGUUGUCCCUGGAAACAGAGAAGAGGGGAGCAACUGUGUCAUACACACCGACCCCAAAUAACACUCCAUUUGAUGUGACCCCCUUGAAGACUCCCAAUCCAGAGCCAGCAGAUGACAUCGAGAAAGAGGAGGAGGAGGGUUGUCAUGGCGAGGAAUUUGAACUAAAGCCGAUAUCCAAGAGCAGUAGCGUAGAGCUGGUCUCACACGCCGACGGGGAGGACCAGUACGGGGACCACAACUACGUCAGACAUCGUAUGGAGAGCCUAGAUUUCAAACCAGAAAUCGACCUCGAGUCAGUCAGCAGUUACUCGGACGAUGAUUUCAAUGAUGACUCCCUGUCGGACUGCGACUACAUCAUCGUUCCAAUGCCCGACUGCUUCGACUUGAGCAAACCACUUCGAGACUUGAACCUGUCGAGUUACUCGAACUCGGUGGCGGACCGCUCGGACUACGAUUACUCCCUUGACGAUAACCACAAUGAUGUUACGAACAGGAUUGGUGCAGGAUUUUCAGUCGACGACAUUUUGACGACCUCCAGUCAGCUGUCAACGCGACCUUUAAGCCCCACCCCUUCUCGUGAGAUCACGCCCCCACAGAGGUCAGGCUCUUCCCGCACCCAGGAGGCCCUGCCCGCCAAGUUCCUAAGCCCCUCCCACUCUUUGGAUGACCUCACCUGCAGUGCUGAGCCAGCCAAUCGGAUUGAGUUCAAGGGAGACAAUUCUGGUGGUGAAUCUUCUCAAGGAGAGCGUCUAGACUCGGUUGUCGUUAUGAUUGAUUCCGUGUUGGAAAGUGCAGUUGGAACAAGCACUGGCCAGAUGGCUUCAGGGGAGGCAACUGUUGGGGCGAGAGACAGAGUUGUUCCCCUUUGUACUGAGAAUGCCAUGGACAAUGGAGGUGACCCUGCAGGGGAUGUAACUGCUCUUCCUAUAGUGACUUCCCUUGAGUCUGGGACCCUGGUAGAGGGCGCCACUGGUGGACAGGAAAUGGGAGCUGCCGCUGCAGACGACAAUGAACCGAUGGUUGAGCUGGUUACCAACUUAGAAAACACCGUAACCAAGGAACCAGUAUCAGCUGGUGCCCAGCUUCCAAAUGUUGUGUAUGUUAAAGCAGGCGAGAAAAAGGGACCAGCCUCUGGGCAGACUACAAGGACUGUAGAGUUUGCACCUGAGUUUGCCAACCAGCUAGUUGCAACAGCUGUGAAUGCUGCCGGCCAGGCUUUUAUCACUGCAAAAGCAGUCUUCAAAACAUGGCAAGACAAACAGGAGGCCAAUAAACAAGAGAUGGCAAAGAAAUCUGAGGAAAGUUCAAAGCAACAACCGAAGGGCUGGAAACCUGCUGGGACCCAAUAUGCCGCUCCGGACGAAUCCGGUUAUGUCCCUAAAAAGUCUGAUUGGACCCCGCCUAAGCAGGAUUUUAAGCCGCCGAAAUCAGACUGGAAACCGGCUAAACCCGAAUACAAACCCCCAAAAUCGGAAUGGAAGCCACCGAAAGAAAACCAGGCUGCUGCCCCCCAGAAACAAUGGAUUCCCCCGCCUGCAGACGGACCGAUGGCUCGGCUGAUGGAGAUGGGGUUCUUCGACACAGCUCUGAAUCAGCGUCUGCUUGUAAAGUUCGACAACAACAUUCAGAAAGUUGUGCAGGAGCUUCUGACCUUGAAGAACAAGGAUUGGUCACAGUAGUCGGUGGGGAAAUACUUGAAAUGUGAUACUGGUGUGAUUGGAAAAUUUUAUAGAACGUUGUCUGUUGUUGACUAUUAUUGAUAUUGUUUCGUGUUUUUAUUGAUUUGGUAAUUAAUUGUACAUGUAUUUUAUGCAGUUUAUGAUAUAUAUUAUAUGUUUAUAUUCUUGUCUUAAAAGGUUUUCUUUUUUUUGGAUAUAAAAUCUGAAGUCUUUUAAUAUAUAAUCCAAGUGGUAGAAGUGGACAAAAAUGUGGAUUUGAAUUUCAUGCUUAAUAAGUGUGCUAAAAAGUACUUUAUAUUGUUACCAGUUCAUUUUCUGUUAAUAAGAAUAGGUAUUGUUGUUUUCUGCCUGCAACAUUACCAAGUAUUGCUUUUUUAAUUAUAAAUAAUCUUAAAAAGAAAACUAUAAUAAAUGGAUGAUACACAUAAAUAUCUUAGGAAUUCAUUUCAUUGAUACAACAUUAAUUUAAUAAUUAAAAAAAAAUGUUUUUUAAACUAUAAAACAUUUUGUCAAAUAUUUAUAAUUAAAAAAGUUUAUGUUAAAAAGUCAGAACGUGUAAGGCUAAUUAAUUUUUUUAUUAAGUUAGAAAAUUCCAACAUUAUUUGUUCUGUUUUCAAUUGAAACACUUGUCUCUGAUAGUUGUGUCAAUAAGUCAGUCAGCUUUUUUGAUGCUCGGAACUUUCAGGGACAGUGUUUGCAUGAGUAACAGACAUAGUUUAAACACUGUUAAAAAAUCAUCUAUUGAGGUUUUCAACAUUUCUAAUUAUUAAUAUUUUUAUGAUUGGACCUAGUACAUACCUCUUUAAUGUUUCACCAACUUCAGUUAGUUUAGAUACAUUUGAGAAAAUAUUCAGUCUCGUUUUAGAAGUAUAAAAUAUAUAAAUGUUUUGUAUUUUUUUACUUUUUCCAAAUCCUCCUAGAGAAUUAUAUAAUGGAAUUAUUUUUAUCUCAGUUUUAGUUGUUUAUUGGCUACAGUAAGAAUAUCAAUACAAUCUAUGACAUGCAUGUCUGAAAAUAACAUCACUGUUGUACCGCUUCAGACAUCUAGUUACUACACUGAUAUUAGCCUGAUUCUUAUAGCUUGGUUAUUGAUAUUCCAACUUUAAUAAAUAUAGUUUACUGUUCUUAAAGCAAACACAAAUGACUUUGAGUAUGGGGGUUAAACUGUAAAACACAGCUUUGAAGCACACUAUAAGUGUAUAUAUCUAAAUAUAUUUGCACACUAUUCAUACAGAAACACUAAAUUGCUUUUCAUUAUACAAUUUUUAUUGCGUUUUGUUUCUUUUCUGAAUAACUGGAUUGUAUUUGAUUUUUUUAUGCCAUGUAACGUUAACAGAAAAGUUUUCAAGCUGCCGUCUUUCAGGCGAGAGAGAGGGUGGAAAGAGAGGAUGGAUAAGAAUUGAGAGAAAGGAUAAACAUUGUAGAGAAAGUAUAAUCAAUAGGGAGAAAGCAUAAGGAAUUAAGAGAAAAGAUAAUAAGUAUAAGGAAUUGAGAGAAAAGAUAACAAUAAGUAUAAAGGAUAAAGAAUCAGGUCUACAAACGAUAAUCAAUAUGGAGAAAGGAUAAGGAAAUAAGAUGAACAAUAAUAAGAUAAAAGGUUAAGGAAUUGAGACGAAAGAUAAUAAGGUGAAAGGUUAAGGAAUUAAGAGAAAAUAUAAUCAGUAGUGAAAAAGGAUAAUGGAUUAAUAGAAAAGAUAAUCGAUAAGGAGAAAGAAGAAUCAAUUGAGAAAAACAAAGCCUGUCAAUGAACUAAAGAAUUGUGUCAUUAAGCUUUUUUGGAGGUUUUUGAAGUGACAUAGAAAUGAUAAUAAUUUCAGAGAGAGAGGUAUAGCUUGUGAGUAAGAUAGUGUGAAAGAUGUAAGCAUUUGUUAUUUCAAUAACUCCUGUGUGAAAGAUGUAAGCAUUUGUUAUUUCAUUAACUCUUGUGUGAAAGAUGUAAGCAUUUGUUAUUUCAUUAACUCUAAAAAAAUUGCUUGUGAUCUUUUAUGUACAUGUAUUUACAUCGGUAAUGUUCAUUACAUUUCUGGUGUUGUUAUAAACAUAACCCUGAAUUAAAUUUUGAAUGUUGCUGCAUUAUCCUUAUGCUUUCAAAUGAGACUUGGUCAUUUUGCAUGGCUUCACUAAGGAACAAACAAAAAUUAUUCAAUACAAUUUGUGAUGUGCUCUCGUUAUAUGUGAGUUGCUUAACCUAACAUUUAUAAGUCUAUUGAUAUUGCAUAAGAUGCCUGUUUAUUAUUAUAGUUAUCUAAUUGUCAUAUGAGUUGUAUUUCCAUUUUUCCCCAUUCUGUUGCAUACUUAUCCUACACAAAUGCUUAUCACUUGUGGUUGUUGUUUUCUUCAUUUGAUGUUUUUAACGCUAAAUUUACCAAACACUUAGUUGCGUUGCAUAUAAAACAGAAUUUUCAAGUGUUAUGAUUCUUUAAGCAUUCUGAAUGAUUGUGGAUUAAAACACUGAUCCUAUUUUUGUGAAGUUACUGAAAUUGUUCUGUUUUGAAUACAUGUAUGAUGGUGGUCAAUAGAUUCUAAUGCUUUCUCACUUAAAAUCCCAGGCUCCAAAAUAAGACAAUUUUAAAAGGGCAUCACUUCAAAUUUAGUUAAUUCUCUGACUGACAAAUUAUUUAGUUUGUAAGAAGUGCAAUUAAUUCAAAUUUUAAUUUAUGUUGGUAAUAUUUUAUUUGUUAGAAAUAAUAUGUACAAAGUCUAAUGGUUUGGACAAUAUUUGGGCAAAGGGUUAUCAUUCUAGAAGUUUUUCAGUUUCCUUUUAGCUCAUUCGAGCACAACGUGCUCAAGGUGAGCUUUUGUAAUUGCCGUUUGUCAGUUGUGUAUUUUGCGUAGUGUGCAGUCAACAUUUACCUUGCAUCUUCUGCAGGAGAGACAACCAGCUACUAGCUAACUGGCUUAUUACAGUAGAGUUGUCGGUAAUUAAAUUUAAAGUUAUAAGGUUAAAACAUGUAGAUAUUAUGUUCUGUUUUGGACAUAUUUUAAAUUAUCAAAACUUUUUCAAAAUAAUGUUCCUAUAAUUUUUGAUUUUGUCAAGUACUUUAAAUAUACUGACCUCCACCUUCUCAGAAUAGUUUAGUUCCAUCUGGUCUCAGGUGAGCACCUAAUGGCCUAUGGCCCUCUUGUUUAUUAGUUCUGUUUAUUUGUUGUACCUUUAUUAUUUUAUAUUUGUUAUUUUUGGUCAAGUUUAUGUAUACAUAAGUUUCCAUUUGUGUUUAUCUCCAUGUAUCCUUCUGCAAGAUAAAAUAUCUUCAAUUAACAAUUGUCUUGUUUUAUGUCGAGAGAUUGAGGUUUUAUCUCUUUCUGUCGCACAAAUAUUGAUUUUUUUGUGUACAUGAAGAAUGCUUUUAUCAUUAAAAAGUCUCCCUUGUUUGUUUUGCUUGAAUACCAUAUAUUUGUAUGCCCAUAUAACAUUGAAGUUCCCUGUGCCUGUAUUCAGGCGAUCAAUUUGGGUGGUAGAAGCUCUCUUAUUUAAAGUAUACUGGCAUGUUGUUGCUUUCUAACAUGUAAACUUAAGUCGUGAUUUAAUAAUAAAUUCACCCCAAUACCUGCGAUAGUUAUUUGUUGUGGCAUCAUCUUUAGAAUCUAGAAAUAUGCUACAUGAACGUUCUAAAUCUAUACUGUUGAGAAAUGUUCACUUGAGGCUGUGUGAAAACUUGAUUAAAAACAUUUUUGGAAAUCGGAAAUACACAUGUACAUUUAUUAUGAUUGGCUAACUUUUAUUUUAUGGCAUAUGGUAUUUAUUACCUUGCAUACUUAGUGAUACAUUACAUAGCAAUACACAAACAUGCCCUCUGUUCCAUUCCCAACUUGACCAUCAGAAAUGUAUAUAAAUUUAGAAUUAAAAAAGAAGUAUUAGCGUCGUAAAAGAAAUUCAAAUUGCCCCAGUUUCAACAAAUUUAAUGUUGGUUUAAUCUUGUGAAGUUCUUUGAAGUGAUCCAGUUUAAGACAAGUACUUAUUAUUGAUGACUUGUAAAAUGUAUUCUAUCUUGUCACCUUUAAAGCGUAAAAGUGUAUUAAAUGAUUGAUUUAGUAAUGAGUGUCCACAUUUUCUUGCAUACAUGAUCGGUUGAUACUUGUAUCAUUAACUGUUAAGAUAUUAAUGUCGUUUGAGAACCGAAAGGUAGAAGCGACCUCGCAGCAAAGAAAGUGCUAUAUGUACAAAAGUUAAUCUAUUUAUUUACCAUUAUACAUUUCCUUUUCUCAUAAGUGGACACAGAAAUAUGCUUUAUGAUUGCAUGAUACAUCCUUCUUUUUUGUAAUCCAAUUUAUUGAACCAUUAAACUCAAAUACUAACCAUUUAUUAAUUUAUUCAAAACGUCUAUGACAAAUAUUCACGAUGUCAUGGUCUUAACUGUAACUAUUACUGGUACUUUCAUCACAAUGGUAAUUUAACAUAUUCAAGCAAAAAGGUCAGUGUAAGGUUAAUAUUUGAAAACUAUUCAAAAUGUUUGCUAUGCUGCUUAAUGUCGCCGUUGUUAAAAAAAAUAUGAGCCACAUCAUGCGAAAAUGGGUCUUAUGUCAUAUGCAGCCAGUGUAGCUCCAGACCAGCCUGCAGUCUUGUCAGGAGCUACACUGUUCACAAUUAAGUCUUGCAAGGUUCAUGGGUCUAAUUAGACAGGGUAGCUCCUGACAAGACUGAGUGGAUGUGUAUGACAUAAGACCCAUUUUUUGCAUAAUGCAUAUGGCUCAAUACCCAUUUUCACAUGACAAGGGUCAUGUAUGCAUGCCAAUGGCCCCAUUCAAUGAUACAUGCUCAUGUAUGGAUGUUUUUGUUCAGCAAAUAAAGGAUCUUGCAC